AUGAAUCUCUGCAUUUCUUCUCAGCAGUUCGAUCAAUUUAGAACUCCCAUUACCAUAAUAUUAUCUUCGGAUGCAAGGAGUAUUCUUCAAAGGCAUCCUGAGUCAAAACGACACAUAUCGCCAGGGGAAAACCCCAAGAAUCUCGAAGCCUUCUCCAAACCCCAAUCCAAGGAAAGAGAAAGGCACACAGGCAGCUCAAGAGAAAAUCUUAAAUAUGGUCCAGAUAUGACAAAGACUAAACUCAGAGACCUAGAUGGUCCUGUCAAACGCCCGUCCAGGGAGAGAUACGCAGACUAUCCCAGAAAUGAGCAUACAUCUGUAAAAACGCGACCCAGAAUCGUGGAUCUUAACAAGAAAAACACAAAAGUCCUAGGUGCAUCUUUGAAAGAUGAUAACAAAGAAAUGAUGAGGAUUGACGAGGAGCUCAGGCGAAACUUCGAUGAAGUACUACUCAAAUCAUCACAGAUAAAGUCAAACUUAGAACGGCAGAUUUUGACAACAGAGGAGCUGUUGUCUUUGAGAGAGGAGUCAGAGACGAGCUCUGGUGAUCUCCAUACUGAUCUAUUAAGGUAUAAACAGCAGCUUGAUAUUACUCAAAAGAAUCUCAAGAAAUUCAGAGAUAUUAAAUCGACUAUAGCCCCCUGA
This is a messenger RNA of Botrytis deweyae, 645 nucleotides long. RefSeq lists its product as uncharacterized. NCBI's taxonomy places the organism in Eukaryota, Fungi, Ascomycota, Leotiomycetes, Helotiales, Sclerotiniaceae. The coding region runs from base 1 to 645 and encodes 214 amino acids. The record is from RefSeq and is a predicted model, not a curated record. The transcript has a single exon.